This is a messenger RNA of Syzygium oleosum, 1931 nucleotides long. RefSeq lists its product as uncharacterized. The transcript has 4 exons. Lineage: Eukaryota; Viridiplantae; Streptophyta; Magnoliopsida; Myrtales; Myrtaceae. The record is from RefSeq and is a predicted model, not a curated record. Bases 781 to 1329 code for a protein of 182 amino acids.
UUAUAGGGAAGACAGGCCCAAAUGAUCAUACCCUUUAAGACCGCAACCUAAAUUACAGGCCAAGCCUUCUGUGGCUCCACCACCUACACCAAAGAAACCUGUAAUCUUGAAGGAUGUUGGGGCAGCUCCGAAAUCGUCGACUGUCGACGAUGUUGAUGCUCCAGUAACAACUAAAGAAAGGAAGCCAAUCUUGAUAGAUAAGUUUGCUUCCAAGAAACCAGUUGUCGACCCUCUCAUAGCUCAAGCAGUUUUAGCCGCUACAAAGCCCUCAAAGGGGCCUGCCCCCGGCAAGUUGAAAGAUGAGUAUCGGAAGAAGAAUGCAUCAGCAGGUGGACGGAGGAGAAUGGUCCAUGACGAGAUUCCAGAUGAGGAGACAUCAGAACUAAAUGUCUCCAUUCCAGGUGCAGCUAGUGCGAGGAAGGGUAGGAAGUGGAGUAAAGCAAGUAGGAAGGCAGCUAGACUCCAGGCAGCCAAAGAAGCUGCUCCAUUGAAAGUGGAAAUUCUUGAGGUUGGGGAACAGGGUAUGUUGAUAGAGGACUUGGCCUACAGCUUGGCCACAAGCGAAGGUGAAAUCCUUGGACUUUUGUAUUCAAAAGGAAUUAAGCCAGAUGGGGUGCAAACUUUGGACAAGGAAAUGGUGAAGAUGAUCUGUAACGAAUAUGAGGUGGAGGUCAUAGAGGCUGAUCCUAUCAAAGUUGAAGAAAUGGCAAGUAUACAGUGCACAAAGUGUGGAAACUCUCAUGUAUGGGAGUGUACCAAUAGGAGUAAGACCAAUGCUAGAUGGUCUCAGGUAGGAUUGUUGCCAACAUCAUCCAGCCAAAGAUGGGGAUGGAUGGGUUGAAUACUAGGGCUCAUUGGUCUUUAAUAGGCCUCAAAAGGGGCACUGGAAGUUCAUUCGAUCAUUGCCAAAUGAAAUCGGAGUCAUUGCUCCUUUUUUGUACGGAUGUGCUAGUCAUUUUACUUAGGCAGUUUCCUUCUGUCCUGCUGGUGGAAAUACCACGCGCUUUUGUCUGUGCCGAAAGCAAGAUCUUUGAUGUGUCAGAAUGGACCAUCUGCCAGGGUAUGGCUUGUCGGCCCAACACUCAUCGUCCAAGCUUCCAUGUGAAUAUGGUUGGCUUGGAAAGGAAAUCACAGCGAUGUAACUCAAGUAGGUAUCAAUGGGAUCUGGAUGCAGAGAUGGUGGAUGAAGAGGAAGAAUUCGAGUUAUGGCUUCAGCAAGCCCUGGCCUCUGGCCUCUUCUGUGAGACUUCCAAACGCAGAAAGAGCUGGAGUCCGUUCAAGUUGCACCAGUUGAAGGGUAAGAAGCAAUGGAGAAGAGCUUCAUCAUGAAUGGCGGACCAAGCAUAGAAUUGGCCAAGUUCUUUCUAUGCUCCUCGGAGCUGAGAUAUCACAGGACCAGGAUUACAUUGGCAGAGAAUAUGGUGAGGUGUCUGAUGUACCCAAAGCAUGUUAUGUUUGACCAGCCGCCUGUCCAAACUCAUCGAGGAUGAGGUGAAUGGAAUUGAGGUCCUGGAGUUGAGCAACUGCUUUCUUCUGUUAUCGUGUAAAUAGAUUUAGGUCAUAUCUACGGCAUUCCCUUUGCUUCGCAAUGUCAGUUUUGUCGAGUCCCUUUUGAGCACGGGGAAUAUUUUGAGGUCAAGUCAGAGGGCAAAACUGAUUUGUGUCUGUUGUACAUUAUUCAAGCAAUCUUUGCUUAUUUAAGUUGUAGCACAGGUUCUCCUAAAAAAAAUUGCUCUCCCAAUAGGUCUAUUGUGGCUACAUCCUCUCUUUGAAUAUCCAGAUACUCAUACUGGAAGGGGAGAUGUACCCAAGUGUUUGUAGAAGGCAUCGUGUAGCUUUGUCACACCUACUUCAGGUUCAGUUAUGGUCUUGGAUGUAACAGCUUUAAACUGUUGGGAAACAUUUAGAAAUUGAAACAUCCAUUGAUUGAA